This is a messenger RNA of Musa acuminata AAA Group (dessert banana), 953 nucleotides long. Its product is annotated as basic transcription factor 3-like. The transcript is spliced from 6 exons. The record is from RefSeq and is a predicted model, not a curated record. Lineage: Eukaryota; Viridiplantae; Streptophyta; Magnoliopsida; Zingiberales; Musaceae. The coding region runs from base 12 to 662 and encodes 216 amino acids. Gene Ontology annotation, cellular component: nascent polypeptide-associated complex; cytosol.
ACGUAAAAUUUAUGCCUCUUGACUCGAGCUCUCUUCCAUCCAACCCUACGCGCUAUAUCCUUAUCCGUCCGAAACCAUUACACUCAAAUCGAACCCUCAUUCUCAAUUCCUCUUUCUUCCUCCCUGCCCUUCCGCAGCCGCUUCUCAUCGCACCGUCUCGUAGUUUCGCCCUCUUCGUCUUCCCCAUCAUGAACCGAGAAAAACUCAUGAAGAUGGCAGGUGCAGUCCGCACUGGUGGAAAAGGCAGUAUGCGCAGGAAGAAGAAGGCAGUUCACAAGACCCCAACUACAGAUGACAAAAGGCUUCAAAGCACUCUGAAAAGAAUUGGGGUGAACACUAUCCCUGCUAUAGAAGAAGUCAAUAUUUUUAAAGAUGACAUUGUCAUCCAGUUUCCUAAUCCAAAAGUGCAAGCUUCAAUUGCAGCCAAUACAUGGGUGGUCAGCGGUUCUCCCCAGACUAAAAAACUUCAAGAUUUGCUACCUGCAAUCAUCAACCAACUAGGCCCUGAUAACUUAGAGAACUUGAGGAAGCUUGCAGAACAGUUCCAGAAACAAGCACCAGCUGCUUCUGCUGCUACGGGUGAAGAAGAUGAUGAUGAUGUCCCAGAGCUGGUGCCUGGAGAGACAUUUGAAGAGGCUGCAGAGGAAAAACAAGCUUCAUAAUCGCAAUACUCGAGGGCAACUCUAGUCUUUUUCUCUCAGUUUUCUUGAUCAUCGUUACUUAUCAGUUGUGAUUUGGUGAUAGUACCAUAAGUCAACUCCUCCAGCCUAUUCUAACUAGGAAGACUCUUGUCAGAGGUCGUAAUCUUUGUUCCUUUUGCAUGCUUGCGAUGUUCUCAGCCGAGGUAACGAGUUGUAUGAAGAUUUGCAGUUUGCUUAGAAAACACAGUAAUGUUGGGACAGGUCUUCAUCAACUUGUAUCAAUGUAAUGGUCUAUAUUUUGGCUUUCCUUGA